AUGGACUCUCCAUCCGAAUACGUUGAUGUUGCUAUUCCUUGUAACAACAAGGGUAAGCACUCCAUUGGUUUGAUCUGGUGGUUAGUCGCUAGAGAAGUUUUAAGAUUAAGAGGUAUCAUCCCAGACAGAACCACCGAAUGGUCUGUUAUGCCAGAUUUAUAUUUCUACAGAGACCCUGAAGAAAUUGAACAAAAUGCUACUGAAGAUAUUAAGACCGACGAUGUCGAAGAAGCUCCAGCUGCCGAUGCUGAAACUGAAUGGACUGGUGAAACCGAAGAAGUCGACUGGGCUGAAUCCGGUGUUACUCCUGCUGCUGAAGAAGCUGCCGCUUCCAACUGGUAA
Debaryomyces tyrocola is the source of this 342-nucleotide messenger RNA. Lineage: Eukaryota; Fungi; Ascomycota; Pichiomycetes; Serinales; Debaryomycetaceae. The record is from the annotation of a GenBank genome assembly.